CUCCACCACUGACUCAACAUAGGCUCUCCCUCUUAAUUUACAACCAACACAAAACUCGUUCCCCGCAAGACUAAAAGCUUGUCAUUCCGGACUAACCAGAGCAGGUGAGUGCAACACAGUCGGACCGGACGAUGAUGGAAACUUUGAAACACACAACUUUAAAAAACUAAAUCAACGUUGGUGGAAAAAAACAGAUGACACAAUCGGUUCAGCUUUAAACUCAAAUAAUCGGAUUUUAUUGUGAUUUACUCGUCAUGUAGACAUUAUAGCUGUUUAAUGAUGUCAACAUUUAAAUGUUUUUUUCCCCUCCCGCUUCUGUCUAUAAUGACGUGAAGGGCUUUUGCUGAUAUGACUAACAACAAUAUUUAAACUCUCCUACUAUUGUGUCCUCUAUACUAAAAGCUAUCGACAAGUGGUGGUGUAUCUACAUUUGAAGCGGCUUAUCUUUUCGUUAGUGAUGUUAUUUCAUUAAAGGAUUAAUAAAUAAAAAAGCUUAUCUCAAGUUUGGAGCGUUACCUACACCUCACCCGCCCGGAGUUAUGUCAGUGCGCGGAAGAAGACUACUCAAAACUGACACCUAACAAAUAUUAUUCGUAUUUGUAAGUUAAAAAAAUGCUCUAUAUUUCUUCUUUCUCUUAUUAAUGUGUUUCUCCUGCUGUAAUUUAUCUACAAAACAAACCAGUAAUGAAAGUAACAGCGUGACUACUUCGAGAGAAUUAUUUAAAAACACCCCUGUCGAUCUUAAUGUGUUUUAGACAUGGAAGUACGUAUAAAGUUCGGGAAACACACCGAAAGUAUUUAUGAUAUCAACAUUCGAGAUGAUUGUCGCCCUCGUGUUGGAGAGAACUCGAGUUCUUCUGAAACCGUUGUGAUGGAACCUGCUAUAUGGUUUAAAUGCCUUGUCAUUUCUUAUAUUCACCUGGAUUGUGAUCUUCGGCGAAUUAAAUUUCGAAAGUCCUUUAGACUCUGUGGCGGGGGUGUCACACUCGAGGCAGAGACUGAAGAAACUUUACAAGGUUCCAAUACCCUCUGUUCUCAUUACCGUUUCAGCGAAAAGUCUAUCGAUGCCACAGACUAUGCUGAAUGUUACGAUUUUGAAUGUUUCUUGGACGAACUGUUUGACCAAGCUAUCGAGUGUCUUAACAAUUUAAGACGUAAAGAAAUCACACUCGACAAAUUCCAUUCUCACGUAUUAAGACUACUUCAUUGUUUUGUGUUUCCGUCAAUAAAAUUUACCACUUGUGAUUUGCCCCUUCUCUUGCAAUCACAGGAUUACAUUUACGAACAGUUGAGUAAAAUCGAAAAAGCUAUACUGAAACAAGACAAACUUGUUUUCCAAACUGAAUCCUCACUUCGUUCGCAAAGAGAACGUUUAUUCCGUACGGAAAGCUUUCACAAAGAGUCUUAUAUUAGACAUAACUGCAAGUCUGAGUUUCUUGAAAUCCUGCUCAAAGAUGUCGAAAGGGACAUUUUUAAGCACGACAGACUUCUGGAUGAAUGUCAGAGAAAAAUCAACAACAUGAAAGAGAGUCGAAGCCAAAAUAUUUCCAUGUUACAAAUUUAUCGCAAAGAUAGAGAUGUAAUUCACCAACAAUUGACAAAUCUGGAAAAUAUUCGCGAAAAUAUAAAGAAUGUGAUUGUAAGGCCUGCAUUGAAAAAGAAAAAAUUUCGGCGCAAGAAAUUACAGAAGAAUGUAUUUCAUGAUAUUUAUAAUGAAGUUUACAAAAAGUUAUUGGAACAAAAAGAAAAGUUGCAGAACCAAUGCUUCAUUAAGGUGAAAAUGGUGACAGUUCGCGAAGCUAUAACUAUGUCGAUUCGAGAUAUCCAAUCUGUUGGUGAAACUUUGGGUAUAGACGUAAAAAUUGAUGGUAGUGAAAGGGCUACAGACAUUCUGGAUGUCAAUGAAAAACCUGAUUAUUGGAAAACACAUAAUGAAAAGAUAGCUUACAUUUUAGCUAAUCCCAAUGAAGCACACAAAAUUCACGCUUGUUUUUGUUCUAACAUCAGAGAUAAAAUAAAUGCCUGUAUUGAUGAAAAUGUUAUGUUUAAUCUUGGCACUUCGAAGAAAGAUACGUCUACUGAAUUUUGGAUUUCGCCUGCGGAAUUGAGUAUUCUAAAUCAAAAUACAAUCACAACACAUCAACGUAGAAAUCUUUCAUAUAAUUCCCUUUCAAAUUCUCCUGAUAGUCUAAGUUACCAAAGUGCCAGUUCUAUGGAAUUACCAGAAUUAGACGAUAGCUGCUGUUUGAACAAAAGACAGUCCAUUCUAAGCGAUUGUUUCAAAACCAUUCCUAUGAAGUCUUCUCUGGAUAAUAUUUGUUCUGAUAUCAAAAGUCACAUGCAGAAGAUGACCUACCAAAUUCUACCGCCACUGCUUUCACCUGAAGAUAUCUCUCCAGCUAAACUGUGGCUGAUUUAUGAGAGUCACCUGUACUUAAAUAUUAUGGACGAUAUUUUUUACCUUUACUCAACAGCCUAUGGUUCGCAAUGCCAAAAACUCAUCAACAAUAUUGCAAAUUUUUCUGUUACAGAGUUUAUAACCGAUGAUGAUUUUGUACAGCAUCUCUUUUCUAAGUGUGACGUGUAUGAUAGCAUCGACCAGGUAGAUUCUGGCAAAAAUAGCAGUAAUAGCAGCGAAGAAGAAGAAAUUCUGAGCACUGGUAACUUUCGACUGUCUACCUCACUAGAAGACUUGAAGUGGCGGGGAAGUUUGGUGAGGAAUUUGUACAAGCGAGCUGAUGAAGAAUGCUCGAAUCUAAUGGAAUCUCUGGAAAUUUGUCCACAAAGCAACUCCUUACAGAGCUCUGUUGAUUCUAAUGAGUCUUUUAUGAGCUGUUUAUCUGCGAAUCCCACAGCACAAGAACCAGUUCGAAAAGAGAUUCCUUUAGCUAAACCGUUCAGGAAUUCCCAAUACAACACAUUCAAGUUUAAACAGUUGUUUACUCCAGCUCUAGUCUACUUGGACAAUCUUUCAAUAACCAGUAGCAUUGUCGCCAAACUCCGUUGUUUAACACGAAUGUUUCAUUGCUUGAAUUCCACAAUUUCUACCCUUUGUGCCGUCGAUAAUAAGCAAUAUUGUGUUUGUUCUGAUGAAAUACUCACUGUAGCCAUAUUGAUGUUAGUAAUGUUGGUGGAACCACAGAAAUUGAAGACAUUCUACAUUAAUUUAUUGGUUAUUGUUGAUCUAAUGGCACCGUGCCUUAUUGGAGGUAUACACGAUUGCAGUUUGACCACAUUCUACAGUGCCUUCCAGUUUAUAUCCGACCGUAUUUUCCUUAUGACUCAAAAGAGAUGAGAUAUGUCGCUGUACAGAGAAAAAGAGAAAAUCCCAGACCAAGACCAUGGUGCUGAUCCUAAAGACAAGCCACUCCCGGUGCUAAGAAAGCAGGUGUGAUCAUUGUUUUAUUGGCCAUUCUUUGAUUCCACUGAACACUGAGAUUCCAGGUUGUGAGGUCUUUUAUGAUGGAAUUCUCUGUUUAAAGAAUUGGGCAAUAAAUUAUUUGAGUGUAAUUGGUGUUUUUUACAAGAGAGGAAGGAGGCUGCAGUUGAAUCUUGGGAUUGAACUCCUCUCACACACAACUGCCAAGCCAACAACCAUUCCAGUUUUUUGUCCAACACAAAUGGGAAAAAAUAUACACACACAUAAAAAUAUAUAUAUGUAUGUAUGUAUAUAUAUAUAGAUACACACAUAAUAUAUAUAUAUAUUUGUUUUGUUUUGCAAAUUGAAGUCAAUAAAAUAUAUUUAAUGUCAAUAUUUUUGAAAUAUUUUUGAAAUGAUUACUACAAAGAAUGUUAUGGAAGAUUUCCAUUGUUUGAGAACCAAAAUCCUGAAUGCUGUUUCAGUUUAUGCUGAAAAUAGAUCCGUUUCUGUUAGUUCCGUUGCUAAUUCCAUUGAAAAAUGCAUGAGCACCACACAAUCUCAUACUGUGUUUCAUAAUAUUUCUUUGACGUUUUCAGUUGAUUGAAUUGAAACUAGAAUGUUGCUUCUGUAUUUUUCUACCAAAUUCCAUAUCUGGGAGAAAUCUUAGCUUUAUUUGUUAAUUUGUUAACAAUUCAGUUCCAACAGACCUUUGAUCAAAGAGCUUCCAGACCUGACCUUCCCCCUAUUUAUAUAGACAUAGUAUUUCUUGGACUACUCCAACUAAUGUCCUGUGUUUUUUUUUUUUUUUCUGAAAUGGCUAGGUAUAAUUUAAGAGGGAUUUGACUGCUAUUUCUAUGUGCUGUCUGUUAUCAGGUUGUUGUUUAGUCCCUUUGUGUGAUUUCAACAGAUCUUUGUUCAAAGAUGUUCCAGAGUUGAGCGUCCUAUUCAGAACAUUGGUACUGACAUUUAUAGCCCCAGGAAGACAUCUCCUCCAGCUGGCUAAUGACACACAUUCUGUGUCUGAUUAGUAUUUGCAAGGGGAGGUCAUCACUCCUAUCUCUAGCCUUAUGUGAUACACAUGGACUUCAGUUUCAUAAGACCCAUUUGAAGUCUGUAGACCAUUGGUUGAAUUAAUAGCACAAAUCCACCUUGCUUCCUCUGCUAAAGGUAUUUGCCAAUACGCAUGCUUCAAAUUGAGAGUGGAGAAAAAUUUUGCACCUGACAUACCAGAGAAGAUAGUCCUUUUCCACAAAGUUAUAUAUUUCAUCUGCUAAGAGGUAUGUUAAUAAUUUUCAGAAUAAUGCUAUAUAAUAUAUCUAUAAUUGACUGCCUCUCCUUUUUCUUUGUCCUUCUGUGUCAGCAGUGUCUUUCAUGUUGGCAUUCACACUGACAUUCCACUUUCUAUAAUCAGUAAGAAAUGGUUGUAUACGGCUGUGUGUUCUUGGGAGACUUUUCAGCCAGAAUCUCUGAACCCCAUCUGGUCCAGAAGCUUCCCAAUUUGAUAUUUUCUCGAUCAUUUCUUUCAGUUUCUUAUCUGUGAUAGAUUAUAUUUUCUUGUCACACUCCAUCAUCCAUUUUUCUUUUAAAUUCUCACACCCGGUCUGCUUUUACAUCGAUUGACACUGCUUCGAUUUUUCCUUUUUCUUUUCAUCAGCCAAAUGUAAUCCUUUCUGCCUAAUGUACUCCCUUUGCCGCUCAUCCUUGUCUCUUUCUCUCACCAUCUUCUUUUCUAUAGUUGUACGUAUCCGUCCAAGAUCUCUACUCUUUUACUUCUUUCAGUCAUUUGACUGCGGCCUUGCUGGAGCACCACCUUUAGUCGAGCAAAUCGAUCCCGGGACUUAUUCUUUGUAAGCCUAGUACUUAUUCUAUCGGUCUCUUUUGCUGAACCGCUAAGGUAUGGGGACGUAAACACACCAGCAUCGGUUGUCAACCGAUGUUGGGGGGACAAACACAGACACACAAACAUACACACACACACACACACACACAUAUAUAUAUAUAUAUAUAUAUAUAUACAUCUAUACGAUGGGCUUCUUUCAGUUUCCCUCUACCAAAUCCACUCACAAGGCUUUGGUCGGCCUGAGGCUAUAGUAGAAGACACUUGCCCAAAGUGCCACGCAGUGGAACUGAACCCGGAACCAUGUGGUUGGUAAGCAAGCUACUUACCACACAACCACUCCUGCCUGUUGAAAUGUUCAAUUUGGUUUCCACAUUUUCAUUCCCACCAUAAAACUUUGUCCCUUGUUUUUUUUUCUUCUUUGGCUUUUAACUCCAAGAAUGUCCAAAGCAGCAGAAGCUGUGCAGUAUGAGAUCAUUCAGGUCUGUUAUAUUUUGAACAUAGAUUUUUGUUAACAGUUCAUACACCUUUUUUUGAUUCCUCUCACAGCUGGUUAGUCAUUUUCGCUAGUUUGUGUCUUACUUAUGCAUUUUAGUAAAUUCCUCCUCUCCUUCUCUGUAACAUUUUCCCCUUCAACAAAUUUAAAUUUAUUUACAUUAUUUACAUUCGAAGGAUAUUUGUCCUCAUCUUGUUUGUUGUUAACACAACAUUUCAGCUGAUAUUCCCUUCAGCCUUCAUCAGGUGUCUUGAGAUUUUGAACCUGGGUUCUCAUUCCUAAGGUAUUUUUCAAUGUUAUUAUCGUUAUUCAGCUCACUGUCUAGAAUCGAACUCGGAAUCCUGGGGUUAGUAGCCCGCACUCUUAACCACUGUGCCAUAUGCCCGUGAGCGUAGUGGUUAAGAGCUCGGACUACUAACCCCAAGAUUCCAGGCAGUGACCUGAAUAAUAAUAUAAUAAUAAUAAUAAUAAUAUCAAAAAAAGUACCAGCUGAGUACUAAGGGUCAAUGUAACCAACUUAGCCACUUCCUUGAAACUGAUGGCUUUGUACCAAAAUCUGAAGUCACUAUUAUUAAGGUAACAAGCUUGCAGGGUCGUUAGCAUACUGGACAAAAUUCUUAGCAGCAUUUUGUUUGUCUUUGUAUUUCUGAGUUCAAAUUCUACCCAGGUCAACUUUGCCUUUCAUCUUUUUUGGGGUUGCUAAAAGAAGUAGGGUCAAUGCAUUUGAUGAGACUUUUCCCUUAAAAUUUUAGACAUUGUGUUCUUUGUAGAAGGAAUUAUUUGUUAUUAUUAAUAUCCCUCCAAAAUUGUUGGCUUUAAUAUUAAUAUCCCUCCAAAAUUAUUAAGAAUUAUUAUUAUUACUCUUAUAUAUUGUGUGAAAUCUAUUGAUUUCUUACAAUACAUAAAUAAUAAUUAUUUUUUAAAAUAUUUAAAAUAUUAUUAUGAAAAUCAAUAUUAAUGUAAAACAAAAAAAAGGAAAAUCAAUAAUUUUGUUAUACUAUUGUAUUGUUUAAUGUUCAGAAUCUAUUUAUUGAUCUAUGCAGUUUUUCAACUGAACUAUAUUUUUCCUACUCUACCAUCACCACCACCACCACAAACAACGACAACAACUGCUCAUAUUUUCUUUUUCUUAUAUCUGAAUGUAACAGAAUAUUAAAAAUUAUUCAUUAAACUUUAGUUUAAUGCUUAUUUGUAAUUUAACUAUUCAAUAAAUAUUAAAAAGAUUAAAUCUAA
Messenger RNA from Octopus bimaculoides (California two-spot octopus), 6927 nucleotides. RefSeq lists its product as uncharacterized. Lineage: Eukaryota; Metazoa; Mollusca; Cephalopoda; Octopoda; Octopodidae. The record is from RefSeq and is a predicted model, not a curated record.